Messenger RNA from Ceratosolen solmsi marchali, 2315 nucleotides. RefSeq names its product AKT serine/threonine protein kinase (gene Akt). NCBI's taxonomy places the organism in Eukaryota, Metazoa, Arthropoda, Insecta, Hymenoptera, Agaonidae. The coding region runs from base 472 to 2100 and encodes 542 amino acids. Gene Ontology annotation, biological process: protein phosphorylation. Gene Ontology annotation, molecular function: ATP binding; protein serine/threonine kinase activity. The record is from RefSeq and is a predicted model, not a curated record. The transcript is spliced from 7 exons.
ACACAAACGCAAUAGUGUUAAAGUAACGAAGUGCGUCAUAGUGGGGAUGGUAGUGGCGGCAGUGGUAGUGACGGCGGUGGUGGAGGACGAUGAGUAGAAGGAGGACGGGUAGGGGGAACGGAGGAUACGCAGAGUGGCACUGCAAAAGCCGCGAUGCUUUCUCUCUCUCUUUGCAGUCGUCUAAUGUUGUGUUGGUGUGACUUGUUCGUGUUGCGCAUUUUCCCCGCGCGCACACACUGGUUGUGAUCCGACUCUUCGUCUCGCCCUGGACUGCUGCUCAUCGUCAACAACUCGGCAUCGGUAUUGUCGUUGUACUCGUGCAGUCUUUUCUGUUCUGCGGUACGCCGCUGUCGACUACUUAUAACAACGAAAUAAUUAUCGACAGCAGCCAAGAGCCGCAAUUGUUAAAGACGGUGUCGUCUCGGUCCGCGGGCAAACUGCCGCCGCUGGACGACAGGACGACUCAGGGCCAUGGGGGACGCGGCGAUGAGCGUCGCAGCGUCCGGCGCCAGUCAACGUGUCGUCAAGGAGGGCUGGCUCCAAAAACGCGGUGAACACAUAAAAAACUGGAGAUCCCGAUAUUUCGUUUUGAGAGACGAUGGAACUCUGGUUGGUUUUAAAGCCAAGCCUGAUCAACAAAUGGCAGCUGCUGCACAACCAUUAAAUAAUUUUACUGUUCGUGGAUGUCAAAUUAUGUCUGUUGACAGACCUAAACCUUUCACAUUUGUGAUUAGGGGUUUACAAUGGACAACAGUCAUUGAAAGAACGUUUCAUGUUGAAACAGAACAAGAUAGAGAAGAUUGGGUGACUGCUAUAAGAUAUGUGGCAGAUAGACUCGCAAAUGAAGAGCAAAGUCAACAGCAACCACAUUCCCAAAUGCAGCAAUCCUCGUCUUCUGAAGAUGUUGAUAUGGAAUCGACUGGAGGUGGAAGAUCUGAUUCUUGCGGAUCUCUUGGGGUUGUUUCUAAUGAUGGAUGUAUUUUUGAUGAGUUAUUAGCCAAAUUUAGUGUUCAAGGAACAUCUAAUAGUAAAACUUCUGGAAAGAAGAAAGUUACAUUAGAGAAUUUUGAAUUUUUGAAAGUUUUGGGAAAAGGCACAUUUGGUAAAGUUAUCCUAUGCAGAGAAAAAGCAACUGGUCAUUUAUAUGCCAUUAAAAUUCUUAGAAAAGAAGUAAUAAUUCGAAAAGAUGAAGUAGCACAUACGCUAACAGAAAAUAGAGUUUUAAGAACAACCAGUCAUCCAUUUUUAAUAUCUUUAAAAUAUAGCUUUCAAACUGCAGAUAGACUUUGUUUUGUGAUGGAGUAUGUUAAUGGUGGAGAACUUUUUUUUCAUUUAAGCCGAUCGCGAGUAUUUAGCGAGGAUCGAACUAGAUUUUAUGGGGCUGAAAUUAUAUCGGCGCUUGGAUAUUUGCAUUCACAAGGAAUCAUUUAUCGAGAUUUAAAACUCGAAAAUUUGUUGCUGGAUAAAGAUGGUCAUAUAAAAAUUGCUGAUUUUGGUCUUUGUAAAGAAGAUAUUACCUAUGGUAGAACGACGAAAACAUUUUGUGGUACACCAGAAUACUUAGCUCCUGAAGUAUUAGAAGAUAACGAUUAUGGAAGAGCUGUAGACUGGUGGGGAGUAGGAGUAGUUAUGUAUGAAAUGAUGUGUGGAAGACUUCCAUUUUAUAAUAAAGAUCAUGAAAAACUUUUUACACUUAUUUUAUUAGAAGCAGUGAGAUUUCCUAAAAAUAUUAGUAAUGAAGCUAAAGAUAUGUUAGGAGGUUUAUUAAUUAAAGAUCCAAGUAGGAGACUAGGGGGCGGACCCAAUGACGCCAAGGACAUAAUGGACCAUGCGUUUUUCUCAUCGAUAGACUGGUCAGACCUUGUCCAAAAGAAAAUUUCACCGCCCUUUAAGCCUCAAGUGACCUCGGACACGGAUACGCGUUAUUUUGAUAGUGAAUUCACCGGCGAAAGUGUGGAACUGACUCCUCCCGAUCAGGGGUGCCUUGGCAGCGGCGGCGGCCUUAAUUCGAUAGCAGAAGAACAGGAGCAUUUUCCACAGUUCUCAUAUCAAGAGAGCCAUUCUGCAGCUACCUCUUCGAUAGUUUCCAUCAACCACUGACACGAUAGUUAUUUAUUCUUGGUUUAUGCUUUGGUAUGUGUGAUCGGAUGAAUCGAAUAGUUGCCUCAGACUCGGUGGCACUGGAAGGAAAAAGUGUGAUAAAAACUUGUACAUUUUUCUUGUACAACAAUGUAACGACAGUGUGAUGAUGAUCGUCUCGUGCAUUUAGAAAAUAAAAUAUUUUAUAUUGGAAAAAACUAGAACAUGGUUUUGAU